This is a messenger RNA of Pistacia vera, 1177 nucleotides long. RefSeq lists its product as uncharacterized. The record is from RefSeq and is a predicted model, not a curated record. The coding region runs from base 27 to 1019 and encodes 330 amino acids. NCBI's taxonomy places the organism in Eukaryota, Viridiplantae, Streptophyta, Magnoliopsida, Sapindales, Anacardiaceae. The transcript has 2 exons.
UCUUUUCUUUCUUUUGUUUUACUAUCAUGGAUCCUUCCUCUGUGAACGGUUUCUACUCUUCUCUAACUCGUGGGAUCGAUGAUCUUGAACUCGUUUAUCUCUCUAACAACUUCAUGUCUAUCCAAUUUCUUCAACGGGCUCUUUCUCUUCUUAGAUCAUUUCAUUCUCAACUAACUCUCCUCGUCCAGAAACUCCAUUUACCCGUUGGUGAAAAAUGGCUCGAUGAAUACAUGGACGAAAGUUCCAAGCUCUGGGAGGCUUGUCACGUUCUCAAAUCGGGAAUUUCAGGAAUGGAAAAUUAUUACUCUGCUGGCUUAAACAUCACUUCAUCUCUCGACAAUCAUCGCCACCUUAGCCCACAACUCUCCAGACAGCAGGUGAUCCGGGCAAUUUCAGGGUGUAGAAGAGAGGCAGUGGGGCUGGAAGAAGAGAACAGGGCUUUGAUGGAAACGAGAAUCCAGCCACUUUCGUUAAGAUUUGAUGAGAAGGUGUCAAUCGAGUCAAAACUGAAUGGAUUCAAUGGUUUUAGAGGAGUCUUAUAUGCAAUGAGAAACGUAAGUUCACUGCUGCUGAUGAUCUUGGUGUACGGACUGGUGUACUGUUGGCCGGAGACAAGUGGAGGAGUUGGAGGAGGAGUUGAAGGGUGCUUGUUUUUUGGAUCGGCGUUUAUGAUCUCAACGGCAAGAUUGCAACAAAGAGUGGCGACAGAGAUAAGUCAAAUGAAUGGAAGGCCGGGGGUGUUAUUGUAUGAAUUUAGAAGGUCAAAGAUGGCGUUGGAUGAGCUGAGAGCAGAGUUGGAGAGAAGGAGUGGAGGGCAUGGACAUGGACAUGGUCAAGGAGGAGGAGUGGUGGUGGAUUGGGAAACAGAGGUGGGGAUAAGGGAGAGAGUGGAGAAUUUGAAGGGAUGCUUUGGUGUAUUGAGAUCUGGUGCUGAGAAUAUUGUUGGACAACUUGAUGAUUUCUUUGAUGAGAUUGUUGAAGGAAGGAAGAAGCUUUUGGACUUUUGCAGUCAUAGGUAGAGCUAGAGAUUAGAAUCGUCGAACCAAAAAAAGAAAAAAAAAAAAGAAAAGAAAAAAGAAAAAAGAAAUAUAUAUUAUUACUAGGUAGAGGAAUCAGUUGUUGGGGUUGUUGUACCUUUAACCCAUCUCUUCAUCUUUUUAUUUCUUUUUUUCAUUUU